Molecule: messenger RNA, 1135 nt
Organism: Abrus precatorius (Indian licorice)
Lineage: Eukaryota; Viridiplantae; Streptophyta; Magnoliopsida; Fabales; Fabaceae
Product: myb-related protein 306-like
Exons: 3
Coding region: 95-1033 (312 amino acids)
Biological process (GO): response to auxin
Source: RefSeq, a predicted model, not a curated record
UGAAUUGGUACUAUUUGAAAACUCCAUAGAAAGCUUUGUCUAAAGCAAAGAAGUGAUGGAGUAUUGAGGUAAAAGGUGAGGGUGUAUUGAAGCCAUGGUGAGGCCUCCUUGUUGUGACAAAGUAGGCAUCAAGAAGGGUCCAUGGACACCAGAAGAGGAUAUCAUCCUUGUCUCUUACAUCCAAGAACAUGGCCCAGGAAAUUGGAGAUCAGUGCCAACUAAUACUGGGUUGUCAAGAUGCAGUAAAAGUUGCAGGCUUAGAUGGACGAACUACCUCAGGCCAGGAAUCAAGAGGGGGAACUUCACUACUCAAGAGGAAGGCAUGAUAAUUCAUUUGCAAGCUCUACUGGGUAACAAAUGGGCAGCCAUAGCUUGUUACCUUCCACAAAGAACAGACAACGAUAUAAAGAAUUAUUGGAACACUCAUCUAAAGAAGAAAUUGAAGAAUUUUCAAGGAGUGUUGGACCCCCACGUUGGAUCAGACACAACAACAACCACUGGUCACCAUGUAUCCAAGAUUUUUAAUGAUAGAUUAAAUCUCAAUAGCAACCAUGCCUCAUCUUCCACCUAUGCCUCAAGCAGUGAGAACAUCUCAAGACUCUUAGAGGGUUGGAUGAGAUCUUCUCCAAUGUCCAAAGGAACCCAAAACAUAGAGCAUCCAAGCUAUAAUGAUUGUGAAAACAAUAAACUAGUGAAGUCUUCAACUGUGCCUACUUUAAACAUAGAGUGCUGCUCCAACCAAACCAAAGAUGAGAAAGAGGGUGGAGAUAUAGUGCCACAUGAAGAGUUUGAUUCUAUUUUGUCAUUUGAGAACCAAAACAAUAAUGCUGCUUGGGACAAGUCCACUUGUGAUUCAAUGCCUGAAAGAGAUUCUGAAGAAUGUGCUGAAGAUAAGGUUCAAGUUAUGGCGGAUAAAAAUAGACAAAGAUUUGACAAUAUUAAUGCUCCUCCAUUGUCAAUUCUUGAGAAGUGGUUGUUGGAUGAAAAUGUUGCUCAGGUAGAGGAGAUUGUGGAACUGUCUCCAAUGUUCUAAGGGUGUAAUGCAAUCACCAAUCCCUAUGUUUGGGAUAUGACAACUCAAAACAUGAUUAGUUGAGGAAAAAAUAAAAUAAAAUAAGGAAAAUCCUUUACAAUA